AGUGAGCGAGAAGACGGAGGAGGCAGUAUGCGUAUAAGAAGCGAUGCAGUUUUCUGCCGUAUUUGUUUGCGUCCGUAUGCAUACCUAAUGAAGGAUGAUUAGAGCAUGGUGCGAAUAUAUUUCUUCAGUGUUCGGCUCUUGAUAACCCGAAAACGGACGUGAAAAGGUCGUAGUUUUCUUUGCUGGAAGUGAAGGAGCACGAACGGAGCCGCUGGAUUUGGACCGCAAACUCAAGAACAGUGGGGGAACCGCUUGCCUGUAGUCUACAACACGGGGCUGGCUACUGAGCCAAAACUCAGAAGAGAGGGAUAUGACAAGCUACAUACAGAGUUUUCCAACCCCAUAAGGACUGCUUAUAACUACUUUUAUUUAUUUAUUUUUUGCAUUUUUUUUGUUUCGGUCAGAAUUCAUGGACAACAGCAGAGUUUCUGGAGCCUAUUAGUCAACUGACGUGACGUGUAGAAGUUUCACAGGAGCACAGACCGUAGGAAACUCCAAAACGAAAUAAACCAUCUUGUUUAUCCAACGACAACAGGUUGCACAUCGGAGUAAGGGGAGUAGCUAAUCCAAGAACUGGCUGUAUUUAUCUCAGAAUUUUUAUACAGCAAGUGGGAUUUUUACUUUAAAAAUGUAUUUUCUGUGACCAAAAUAUGGAAGGUUUAUAGAAUCCAUAUGUUCUGAUCUGACAGUUCUUCUCGUGUAUUUGUAGCCAUCAUAAUGGCAAGAUUUACCGGCUUGGUACAGUGCCUCCGUCAAUUGGUCUGGCCUUUUGGUUGUAUGCUGGUACUUUUUGGCUAUAUCUCAAUUGCUUCGCCUUCGCACGGCCGUCGGCUAAUAUGCUGGCAGGCAAUAAUGAAGUGUCAAGUCGAGCCAGAAUGCUAUUACGCAUACGGACAGUAUCAGUACGCAUGUGGACCUGUAAUCCACGGGGAUAAAAAGUCGUGUCCCAGUCAUUGCAUCUCGUCGCUCGUGCAACUCAACCUAACUAAAAACGGUCCAGCUUUGGAGGACUGCGACUGUGACACGGAUCCCAUUUGCAGAAGUACAAAACGUGCCAUCGAGCCUUGUAUGCCCAGGACUAGCACUAUGGGCUGCACAGAAGCCCGACGCCAGUGCGAGAGUGACUCACAAUGCAGCAGUGCAAUGCGAGACUAUUUAAUUCAUUGUGGAAAACUGUUCAGUGGGAUAAGGUGCACGGAAAGCUGUCGGAAUGUAAUCGCAAAUUUGCGCACGAUUCCAAAAGCACAACUCUUGGAUACUUGCGUCUGUGAUGGAACAGAAAGGACCAUCUGCGAAUAUAUAAAAAUAAGCAUGAAAACUCUUUGUUUUGACUCUUACGAUGAUGGUAGUGGAUUUUCGGAUUCAGAAGAAGAUCCCGAUUACUACGAGGAGUUCGAGACAACACCACGAUAUUCCAAUGUGGGUAGCGCAGGUCGGCUUGUAAGAGCCCAGUGUGUUUUGACUGUGGUGGCAUCCAUUUUGGUUCUCGUGCCUCUUCUCUAAUUUUCGAGCUAAUCAUCUACCCGGACUAUUGUCAGAUAAGCGCCUUUUAUAAACCUUUGUCACCAGCCACGCAACAGCAGUUGAAUGCUUUCGACUCCAAAGAGUAUAUACAUGUCUUUGCAUGACACUUGAGUUUUUAAAAUGAGUUUUUUUCCUGAAGGUUGUUCCGUUUUAUACGCUGUGAUUUCAUCUAUGCAAUUUUUUCAGUUUCUACUUUGGUCGAGGUUAUCCAUUUCUAUGGUCAGUAGAUUUCAGUAUUUAUUCUGACUGUGAAUGGUCUAAAAGUGAAGUAACAACGGCUACCAAAUACCUAAGCUUUGUAACACUAUUGCCUUAAAACAUAUGCUACGUUAAUAGCUUAUCACACGCUUUGUUGUAGUCUGAAUUGCCAGCAUUUGCGUUUAACAGAAAUCCCGUUUAUUCUAAAGUUCCAUAAUGCAUAUUCACACGUUUUAUUGUGUUCCUUGGAUUGAACAAUGCUAGUUUUAAACAAAAAGCUGUGCACUGCCAACAAUUAACUAGUGUUUAGUGUUGUUGCCGUUAUCAGGAUGACUGAUACAGCAUCUCCACAAAGUCUAUUUAAUGCUGGAAUUCAUUGCGAGUAGCCUACACUUGUACAUAACGGGACAAAUGCAUCUAAAAGUAAUUUAUUUACAAAGGUUAUGUUCACAUCCGGAGUUUCUAUAUAUUGCUCAGUCGUGAGAAUUCCAGUUUUAAAGGGAAAUUAGUUGUAUGUAUUUUUUUUCUUUUUAAAAAUAUUGUACAGUGUAUUAUAUAGAUUUUCAGAGAAUCUUUUAAUUGUAUUAUAUCUAAGAUGAAUUAUUCACUGUGUAGAAAUGUCUAAAUCUACUGUAUAGCUGCCUCGAUGGUGUAUUUUUUAAGGAAGGCAUAAAAGAGAUUGAUAGUAAAAAUC
Messenger RNA from Conger conger (European conger), 2416 nucleotides. RefSeq names its product growth arrest-specific 1a (gene gas1a). NCBI's taxonomy places the organism in Eukaryota, Metazoa, Chordata, Actinopteri, Anguilliformes, Congridae. The transcript has a single exon. The coding region runs from base 718 to 1503 and encodes 261 amino acids. Gene Ontology annotation, biological process: regulation of cell cycle. The record is from RefSeq and is a predicted model, not a curated record.